AUGUACUUUGACCUGGAGAACGCAGCGGAAGCUGAGGAAGACUUCUUCACAGCGCUUGCUCUUCUCCAUUCGACGGAUGAGGAUUCGGCGGACAAAUUGCGCCAGAUGCUGGACGCCUCGAUAGUGAAAAAACACGGUCUGGACAAGAGCCUGGCAGUCAGGAUGCGGCGGGAUUCGUUAUCUCUGUUUUCGGAAGAGACGUGUAAGAAUACCAACGAACGGGAUAUCAAUAUUGACGGAUCGAACGGGAAGGGUCAUGCUUUUCGGAGGAACGUUAAAACGCGUGCUUCCAGCCCGAGUGUGGAAGUUGUAACGGCAAAGAUUGGCUCUAGCAUGACGAACGUUCUCGUCGCCGUCGACAAGAUGGACAUACCGACGAUUUCGAUACCCGACGAAGGCUCCAGUGCCGGUGACGAUGCUCUCUGCAAGAUCUGCAACGGGGCGAGACUGGGUCCUUUGAUUCUCCUGGAGUGCCAAGAAUGCCAGGAUGUCUACCAUCCUCUUUGCCAUCAGCCGCCAGUCCUUGACCUUGACAUUUAUGACCCGCGGUUGGUGUGGCAUUGCGCCAAGUGCGUCGAGCUUUCGGAGGCCACGGCGAUCGUCGUCGCUGCAGGGCUUGAAGAUAAGAAAUUUCAAGUCGAUGAGGAGAGGGUCGAUACUCGUUUUGACGAACAGGUGUUAUGA
Molecule: messenger RNA, 684 nt
Organism: Neodiprion fabricii
Lineage: Eukaryota; Metazoa; Arthropoda; Insecta; Hymenoptera; Diprionidae
Product: integrator complex subunit 12-like
Exons: 3
Coding region: 1-684 (227 amino acids)
Source: RefSeq, a predicted model, not a curated record